Molecule: messenger RNA, 2530 nt
Organism: Polyodon spathula (Mississippi paddlefish)
Lineage: Eukaryota; Metazoa; Chordata; Actinopteri; Acipenseriformes; Polyodontidae
Product: ER lumen protein-retaining receptor 1-like
Exons: 5
Coding region: 184-822 (212 amino acids)
Biological process (GO): protein retention in ER lumen; endoplasmic reticulum to Golgi vesicle-mediated transport
Cellular component (GO): membrane; endoplasmic reticulum; cis-Golgi network
Molecular function (GO): ER lumen protein retrieval receptor activity
Source: RefSeq, a predicted model, not a curated record
GCAGGCUAGAUCUGUGCGUUUGAAGAAGAAAGUGCUUUAAAGACAGGAGAAAGAAAGCAAGAAAUAAAAGAAAGAUUGCACGGAGAUAUUACAGAACUAUCAUUGCUAAGAGCAUCAAUUGUUUUGUGAGAGAGAGAGAGAGAGAGAGAGAGAGGGGCAGGCAGACGUUAUUAAAGUCGAAAUAUGAAUAUUUUUCGAUUUCUUGGCGAUCUUUCGCACUUGAUAGCAAUUAUCAUUCUGCUUUUGAAAAUCUGGAAAACACGAUCAUGUGCUGGUAUCUCAGGACGCAGUCAGAUUCUCUUUGCUAUCGUUUUCACUGCGAGAUACCUUGACCUUUUCACAAACUACAUCUCCCUGUACAACACCUGCAUGAAGGUGGUGUAUAUUGUGUGCUCCUACGCGACUGUGUUCCUGAUCUAUGGGAAGUUCAAGGCUUCGUACGACAGGAAUCAUGACACGUUCCGGAUCGAGUUCCUGAUCGCUCCGAGCGCGCUGCUGGCGUUCCUGGUCAACCAUGACUUCACCCCCCUCGAGAUCCUGUGGACGUUCUCGAUCUAUCUGGAGUCUGUGGCGAUCCUGCCGCAGCUGUUCCUGGUCAGUAAGACUGGGGAGGCCGAGUCUAUCACCAGUCACUACCUGUUUGCUCUCGGCUCGUACCGACUGCUCUACCUGCUCAACUGGAUGUGGCGCUUCUUCAGCCAGGGGUUCUACGACCUGAUCGCGCUCCUGUCGGGGGUCCUGCAGACCGUGCUGUACUGCGACUUCUUCUACCUCUACGUCUCCAAGGUUUUAAAAGGGAAAAAGUUGACUUUACCAGCCUAGGACCUCCAGUAUCCCUGCAUACAUCUGGAAAUGAGCUGGAGAGGAGAACCUCUGGGAAGUGUGGUCUUGUAUUUGUAAUAUAAAAUGUUUGUGCCCCCUAAGAACUACAACUCCCAGAAUGCAUCACUUCUCAAUGUUAUUACAAGAUAAACUCCACUCCAGUCUAUUUUCUCACUAGAGUUAACAUAAAAUAGAAGAGAAAUGUUUGUGUUUGUUUGUAGUAGAAAUUCAGUUAUAUUUUAUUAGGGCAAGAAUGUACUGUAGUUUUUUGGGGGUAUUUAAAUAGAUGGUACACAUUACACUGCUGAAGGCACUGAGCUGAAACGCUUGUCUUCUGCUUGACUCUUUUAGACUUUUUUUCCUGGCCCCUUUACCUCAGUCGUUCUGAGUGCUUCUUAUUAUUACCGUCGCUCAAAUAAAUAAAAAAAAAAAAAAUGGGUAAGUCUGUGUUGCUUUGAAUCCGAACUCAGCAGCUGCCUUCAGUUCUGCGCUGAAUCGGAAGGGGCGAAAACACACACGCGCUUCUUUACUCACUGCAGACCAACCAUGUAGCCACUUCAGAGCUACAGAGUCGGAGGACAACGCAGCUCUGGGCAGCUUACAGGCAAGCCCUCAGGCGCCCGCCUGGACCACAGGGGGUCGCUGUGGACACCCUGGACCUCCCUCCCCCUGGGCGGCGCUCGGCCAAUCAACCGGUCACGGUGGACUGGAACUUGCGAUCCCCAGGCUAUAGGGCACAUCCGCGUGGAGCGCCUUUACUGGAUGCGCCCAUCGGGAGCCCCUGUAAAGACAUACUUGCAUUCUUUCAAUCAUUUGAAUGGUGAUAUUUUUAACGCUAGAAAUCAGUCUGGAUGAAGCGCUUCUGGAUCUUUUAAACAUUGCCUGAAACACUUUUAGUUUUAUUAAAAGAAAUUGCAAAUACCAAACAAAUAUUUGAUUAAUUCCAGUAUUAAUGAGCACUCAGUGAUUGCAAACAUGAAAAGGUGAGGGGGUCAAGGAAAUUGAACUAAUAAAAUACUUUGAAAAACAGAAAUGACCUUUUAAAGAAGUGAACUCUUGUUUUAAAACAGUGAAAACCCAUUUCAUUCCUCUAUCCUGUGUUUAAUAUCCUAUAGUGUGUGCCUCUCUCCCUCCUCGGUUUAUUAUCCUAUCCUACAGCUGUUUACAAAGAUCAAGUCACUAGAUCCACGAAAUAACUGAUACGAAAGCACAGCUGGGUCAGAAUGGACUCUUAUGAGUAGGGGUCUACCUAAAUCGCGAUUUCGCCGAAAUCAUGAAAUUGAGGGGGUCACCGCGAGAUUCACCUCUUUUUAGGCUUCACAGUGUUCUGAAAUACUGUCUACUUGGUUUAUUUAAUGUUUAAAGAGGUCAGCGAAAUGUCUGCAAAAUCCACAACCUACCCGUGAGAAAUAUGCAAACUUACCACGAUUUAAGUAGACCCCUAAUUAUGAGGGCUAAUAUCCCGUAGUGUGUGUCUUUCCUCCUCUGUUUAAUACCCUCUAGUGUGUGUGUCUCUCCCCUGUUUGAUAUCCUCGAGUGUGUCUCGCCUGUUUUAAUACUCAUGUUGUGAACCCUUGCACUUUCAAUAUCGUCCAGCCCUGGAGUCUUCAGAAGGGGGGAGAUACAGAAUAAAUACAAAAAACAUAACAUUUGAUAUUUGAAACUGUGUACUGUUUUAAAAAAUGUAAAUCAAUCGAUUUCACUAUUU